AUGCUGUUUGCGCACAUCACGGCGACGAGUAUGUACGAACAGGGUUAUGCUUUGUCGUCAACGUUAGGGACAUCAGGAGAUUACAACGGUAAGACCUAUCCAAAGGACUUAUGGGGACGAGUAGCCACGUUCAACAAAGUGCUGGGUGCCCCAUUCCUAGAGAAGUUGUAUCCUCACUGCUACGACGCGUUUAACAAUACAACGGAGCAAAAGCUGAUAAGCUUUGACACGCCUGCGAUCGAAGCAUUAGGCAAGAUUAACGCUUUCAAGGUUCAAGGCGAUUGGCUCGACUUCCCUACUGAAGAACUGCUGAUCAUUAUCGUCGCAUACAACGGCGAGUUGCAAGUUCAUCGACCUGCUCUCUACAAUCCCUACAGUGAGUCGCUCGCCACCGCUGCGGACAUCGUCGUCUUGAUCUUCUUCCUGUUCGCACUGGAUACACAACUCCGCAAACUAUAUCGAUAUCGCCGUUCAGGUAUUGGAAAACUUGGCUGUGGUGACGUCUGGGUCGUUAUCGAGCAUUCUUCUACAGUAGCGGUUGUUGCCUUCUGCUUUGUAAUUGGGCAUCUGAUGCCGAGGCUCGAGAUCAGCUGUCCGUUGUGA
Messenger RNA from Phytophthora infestans T30-4, 603 nucleotides. RefSeq lists its product as uncharacterized. Lineage: Eukaryota; Oomycota; Peronosporomycetes; Peronosporales; Peronosporaceae. Bases 1 to 603 code for a protein of 200 amino acids. The record is from RefSeq and is a predicted model, not a curated record. The transcript is spliced from 5 exons.